Paraglomus occultum is the source of this 594-nucleotide messenger RNA. NCBI's taxonomy places the organism in Eukaryota, Fungi, Glomeromycota, Glomeromycetes, Paraglomerales, Paraglomeraceae. The record is from the annotation of a GenBank genome assembly.
AUGGUCUAUACCUAUACCACCAAUGUCAAUAAGGAUGAAGUCGACCUCAAACGCGGUGCAUAUUGCUAUGGAUUACCAUACGGAUAUUUCGGGUUGAUUUGCUGGGGUCUAUCGAUCUUAGCAAUUGCGUUAACGUACGCAAACAUAACACUGUUCACUUUCUGGCGAGGUUGCCGGCCUUAUUACAAGUCACAGUCAGGAUGGAUGGCACUUGUCGCAGCAACUAUGACGUUAGGACCAACUAUUUAUACAUGCUAUCAUUGUUCUGGGGAUUAUACAGUGAUGUUGCUUGCAAUCGGACAACUUACACCAUGGGGUUUUAAGAUGUUGAAUGAUGGUGCUAGAGGUAGUCAAACAACAAAGGCACCCCCAUCACCUCAUGGGAAAUCUUCGUCAGCACAGUCUGUUAAUACUUAUCCGGGAAGUGACUAUGAUGGUUAUGCUUAUGAUCAAGCGGAUCAAGCGGAUACCGAAAAACCCACGGAUGCUGACAAGUCAAGAGACAAGGCCUAUAUAAUUCUUGGAGUGCGCAUAUACUUCUUGCUAAAAUUACUGGCAAUUGGAGUGGAAUCGCUAAAACCGGAGCUGGACUAG